AUGAGCAAUUCCGUGCCAGACCUCGACGCCGUCGGCAUCAAAGCAGGUCCCGAAUUGGCCAAUCAAUUCCGUCGCGAGGUCGCAUCCCUCCUCGGCCGCAGCAACCUCAGUUUCCCCGGCGCACAACCGGUUAGCUUCUCUGGUCGACACCUCACCGAGCUUCAACGGGAAGACUACUACGUCUGCGAGAAAACGGACGGUAUCCGCUGUCUGAUGUACUUUGCGCGCGGAGACCCAGACUCGGAGACCCCCGAAAUCCACUACCUGAUCGAUCGCAAAAACGAGUACCGCUACGUGCCGGGCCUCCAUUUCCCGAUGCCCAAUGACGACACCUUCCAGUCGUUUCACAUCGACACUUUGGUGGACGGCGAGCUGGUGAAUGACACCUACGACGAUGGGACGCAGCAGCUGAAAUACUUGGUCUUCGACUGCCUGGUGCUGGACGGACAGAGCCUGAUGCACCGCACGCUGGACAAGCGACUGGCGUAUUUUAAGGAGAAGGUGCUCAAACCCUACAACGCGCUGUACCAGCGCUUUCCUGAGGAGAAAAAACAUCGCCUGUUCGCCGUCGAGGAUAAGUCCACGCAGUUCAGCUACGGCAUCGAGAUGAUGUUCCGCGAGAUCAUCCCCAAGGUCAAGAAAAUCCACGGCAAUGACGGUCUCAUCUUCACCUGUCGCAGCACCCCCUACCGCAUCGGAACCGACGAACACAUUCUCAAAUGGAAGCCCCCCGCCGAGAACACCAUCGACUUCCGUCUGCGCCUGGAGUUCCCCGUCCUCGAGCCCGACUCCGAAGACGAAGCGGAUGGCGUCACCGAGCCGUACCCCGACUACGACUCCAUGCCCGUCUUCCACCUGUUUGUGGGCCUCAAUUCCAACGAGUACCGGCCCUUCGGCGAGAUGUUCGUGACCCCCUCGGAAUGGGAAGAUAUGAAAGCCCUGCAGCAGCCGCUCGACGACUCCAUUGUCGAAUGCUCCAAGGACAAUCAGGGCCGGUGGCGAUUUCACCGUCUCCGCGACGACAAGGCGGAUGCAAACCACAUCUCGACCGUGGAGAAAGUCCUAGAAAGUAUCCAGGACCGCGUCACCGAGGAGGAUCUGAUCCGCGUGGCACCAUCUAUCAAGACUGCGUGGAAGAAACGCCAGGCGCAGAUGAUGGCCGAAGAAGAGGAACGAAAACGAAAGGCUCGACCGGCUCCAUCGUCCCAUGUGAAUGGGAACGGAGUGAAGCGGAAAUUCGAGGAAUCGUAA
Molecule: messenger RNA, 1251 nt
Organism: Aspergillus tanneri
Lineage: Eukaryota; Fungi; Ascomycota; Eurotiomycetes; Eurotiales; Aspergillaceae
Gene: CEG1
Product: mRNA guanylyltransferase
Exons: 1
Coding region: 1-1251 (416 amino acids)
Biological process (GO): 7-methylguanosine mRNA capping
Cellular component (GO): mRNA capping enzyme complex
Molecular function (GO): mRNA guanylyltransferase activity; ATP binding
Source: RefSeq, a predicted model, not a curated record